Molecule: messenger RNA, 384 nt
Organism: Saimiri boliviensis boliviensis (Bolivian squirrel monkey)
Lineage: Eukaryota; Metazoa; Chordata; Mammalia; Primates; Cebidae
Product: translation machinery-associated protein 7
Source: RefSeq, a predicted model, not a curated record
GAAAGGGGCGGCAGGCGCCAUGUCCGGCCGGGAAGGUGGCAAGAAGAAGCCCCUGAAACAGCCCAAGAAGCAGGCCAAGGAGAUGGACGAGGAAGACAAGGCUUUCAAGCAGAAACAAAAAGAAGAGCAGAAGAAACUCGAAGAGCUAAAAGCAAAGGCCGCGGGGAAGGGGCCCCUGGCCACAGGUGGAAUUAAGAAAUCUGGCAAAAAGUAAGCUGUUCCUUGUCCUUGAGGAGAUGGUGACCCUUUAUUUCAUCCGUAUUUAAACAUCUGUAUUCCCUGCCAUAGCAUCCUUUGCCACCUAUAGCUGGAAUUAAAUGUUGUCUUGGAGCUGUUGUACAUUUAAGAAUAAACUUUUGUAUUUAAAAAAAAAAAAAAAAAAAG